Molecule: messenger RNA, 210 nt
Organism: Akanthomyces muscarius
Lineage: Eukaryota; Fungi; Ascomycota; Sordariomycetes; Hypocreales; Cordycipitaceae
Exons: 2
Coding region: 1-210 (69 amino acids)
Source: RefSeq, a predicted model, not a curated record
AUGCCCAAGGCCAUCGUCGCCCAUGCGGCUACAGUUUGCCGACAAGCCGAGUGUGCAGCUCGGAUUUCGAUGCAGGGGAGAAGCACGGUCGCACCGCGAGGGACGAUUGAUCUCGAUUUGCCGCGAGUGGUGUUGAGGUCAUUUGGCAUAACCGAGCAUACGAUAUGGAGAAGACCGACGGGCCGGGCAAAGCUAUCGAAGGAAACUUAA